AUGAACGCUUUUGUAACUAUAUUGGCAGUAGUGAUCGUGGCCGUGGCGGCGGAGACCCGGGACAAGCGCGGAGCGCUGGUGAGCCACGGCUCGCUGCAUGCUGCGUCUCUCCUCACCUCGCCCUACCUGAGCGCGUACGGCGCAGCACCGCUGCUCUCCUCGCACGCUCUGCACUCACCUUUACUGGGCGCACACUCCCUCUACUCCUCUCCUUACCUUGCCGGCUCACCUUACCUUAGCGCCAGCUCUCUGUAUGGCUCCUACUAUUCUCCAAGCCUUUAUGGUUCUCCUUACCUUACUCCCAAUUCUCUUUAUGGCUCUUACGAUCCACUACUCAAUUCGCUCUCCUCUCCUCAUGCACACACACCUCAAGUCAUCAUCGUGAAGACAUCUCCCGAUGAGCACUCCAGUUCAGGGCACUCGAAACACGAGUCUGAACAUAAGAGCGGUCACCAUUAG
This is a messenger RNA of Parnassius apollo (apollo), 459 nucleotides long. The record is from the annotation of a GenBank genome assembly. Lineage: Eukaryota; Metazoa; Arthropoda; Insecta; Lepidoptera; Papilionidae.